UUGUGGCUUGCACUGCUCCUUGUUCAUCAAGGAUGUACAUUGGUUCCAGUGAUCACAGUUCAACUCGGUGAGCCUGCAACUUUAACCUGUGCUUUGACAAAUGAAUGGUUGGGUAUUAAAAGUCUCCACUGGUACAAGCAGAGUGCAGGUGAUACUCUGAAAGUGAUUACAAUGCUGCGUAAAAACACCGACCCUAAGUAUGGACCGGGGAUGUCGGGCUCAAGACUGAAGACAACAUAUCAUGAGAAAAUCACCAAUCUGACAAUUCUGAGGACAACUAAAGAAGACGAGGGAUUCUAUCACUGUGCGAUCCUUGACUGGACUGAGAAUAUCUGGAGAUCGACCUAUUUGUCAAUAAAAGGAAACAAAGACGAAACAAUGAGCUACACAAUUGUGCAGCGAUCACGACCAGCAAAUAUAGCCAGGUUGGGAGAUUCUGCAACUUUGGAGUGUUCAGUUCUCUCUCACUCCAAGAAUAGGUCUUGUCCAGGAGGCCUCAGUGUGCUCUGGUUCAGAGCCAGAUCACAAAAAUCUCUCCCUGAAAUCAUUUUCAUGGAUGGAAUCACCCAAGACAACUGUACUUGGAAACAUGGCAGGAAAUGCGUUCACAGCUUCUUUCACAAUGUCAGCAGCUCAGAGUUUGGUACCUACUACUGUGCGAUAUCCAUUUGUGGAGAAAUAUUAUUUGGAAAUGGGACUGCUUUUGAAGCUGAGAAAUCAUCAGACUCAACAUUUAUCAUUCUGGUUACAGUAGUAAUUUGCCUGAUAAUUUCAGCUGUUUUGCAUAUUACCAUCUUCUGUCACCAAACCCAUAAAAAAGCAAAAAAACAUAGUAAAGACAUAACAUCAAAGCAUGAUGAUUUGGGCCAACAAGAAGAUAAUAAUGGUGACAUUGAAAAUGCUGUGAACUAUGCAGCGUUGCAUUUCUCAGGAGGGAAAGCAAAGAAAGAAAAGAAGAAACCAACGGAUGAAAGUGUGUACUCGCAAGUUAAAUUUUAAAUACAACUUAUUGCCUAUGUAGUACGCUUUAGAGAUUCAAUUUGAUGGCAUGUAAAUACAUUGUGUGAAA
Messenger RNA from Poeciliopsis prolifica (blackstripe livebearer), 1069 nucleotides. RefSeq lists its product as uncharacterized. The transcript has 6 exons. Bases 172 to 999 code for a protein of 275 amino acids. Lineage: Eukaryota; Metazoa; Chordata; Actinopteri; Cyprinodontiformes; Poeciliidae. Gene Ontology annotation, biological process: response to bacterium. The record is from RefSeq and is a predicted model, not a curated record.